AAUAAUAUUAAAAAGUUUCAUUAGGGUGUUAGGUUCUUUUUAGAUAUUUCUUAUAUAUUGAAGCAGAGGAAUUCUUGUAUCAAAAUGCAAUCGCUCCAGCCUGCUCUAAUGGUGGCUUUCAAAUGCAAACUUGUUUCUUUUCUUUGACCACUUCGCAGGUGUUCUUGGUUUGCCUCUCGGCAGCGGCCUCUUCGGCUGGCAUCGUAGGAGGCUAUGGAGGUCUCAGCUUGUUCGGGGGCCUCGGAGGCCAUGGCUACGGAUACGGAGCGGCUUUUGCAGCUCCACUAGUAGCUAAGGCCCCCGUCGUUGCUGCCGCCCCUGUUGUAGCCGCCGCUCCAGUCGUGGCUAAGGCAGCUACUGUCGACGUCGUUGCACCGCAAGCCACCAGGUUCGGCUACCUGACCACCGACGGACACGGCAACACGCAGGCGCGCAACGAGGUAUCGGAUGCGCACAACCGCCGCGUCGGCUCCUACAGCUACCGGGACGCGUACGGCCUCACACGCAAGGUCAACUACGUAGCCGACGCGAACGGGUUCCGCGCCGUGGUCAGCACCAACGAGCCCGGCACUGCGGCGUCGAAGCCCGCUGCUGCCGCCUACAACACACCGGCCAAGGGGCCAGUCGUGGUCGCUACGCCGGCGGUGCCCGCGGUUCCUCGCCAAGUAGCCACCGUUGCAGCUGCACCUGUUGUCGCCUACGGAGGCCUCGGUCAUCUGGGCGGCUUCGGCCAUCUCGGCGGCUACGGGCUCGGCCAUCUCGGCGGCUACGGGCUCGGCCAUCUCGGCGGCUACGGGCUCGGCCACCUCGGCGGCUAUGGUCACUUCGGCGGCUACGGCCACCUUGGCGGCUACGGUCAUUUCGGCUACGGGUAUCAUUAGAACGGCUGACCCAAUGUGAACUUCUGGACGGUGUCGAAUUCUUCCACAGUAUCGAACGCCGCCUUGCUGUCUCCUUCAGCACAGUCUCAGUGGGUGUGGCCCUAUUGGGAGCCAUCAGAAAAGACAAGAUGGCUGAAUUCGACUACGUGGUGGCACUCGGCAGCAUCCAGUUUAGAACCCUGGUACACAAUCAACCGGCCCUAUCCACGCCUAUGAGACAUCUGCGACACACUACGUUAGCUUCAACGAUUCAAAAAACAAUUCAAAUGAUUCAAAAGAGUGUAAGAACGCCUUGGUCGCUGCAUGUUGACGUUUCACCACAUCGUGCUUUUCGCAAAAAACCGGUUUGCAUUUGUUUUGAAAGGUGGCAAAUGCUGCAACUUGAUUAGUUAUUUUGGGGGCUGAAUUUAACGCUGUCAACUGUUGGGACUAGUGAGAUCAAUCCCAGCAGCUUCUGUUCAUAGCACUGUUUCAUUAAUUCAGACACUGUUUAGCAAACGCUACCGCAGUAUUGACUGGACAUAUAUUGGGAGAAACAACUCGAGAACGCCGAAACACAUGCCCGCAGAUUCAUUCCGUUGUUAGGCAUAAUGAUAAACUACAGAAUGCAAAACUAGACGGCGUCGACGCAUAAUAUUUGACAUCUUACUUAGCAUAUGAAAUCAGUGGACAAGACUCUAAAACGACGCAUUAUGCGCGUCAUUAUAACAUUUUUUAACUGUUUUUUUCUUUCGCCUCUGUUUAUAGCACGGCUAUGUUUUCAGACAAAUUGCCCGUGGUGCGCAUGUCAACUAUACACUGCUUUUAAUGAUUAAGUGUGCAUUUUCAGCCUUAUAUACGGACACUUCUUACUCCUCCGAUCCCACAAUGUGAACAUGUGACUGAAUAUUUGUCAACAGCCAUGUGAAAUUCACAGAACUGCAAACAUGCUUCCCCACCAAUGAGAACCAUUUCAUAAUGCAUAGUAUUACAUGUGACAGAAAUAUAUAAAUUGAUUGACGGCUUGGACAAGACUGAAAUAUUUACUCCCUCUGGACACCAAUAGAAAAUACGCUUCACCCCAUUGCUCAGUAUCGGUGCACUAAAUCGCCAGUACGCUGCCUGCCUGGUGCAGAGGCUUAGAAAAUUGCAUAUGCGUCAACCGCACUUUAUGCAACUACAGCAACGCUUUGCUUAACUUUUACGUAAGCCCUGCGGUCGCCUCCAGUUUUCUAAUAUAUCACCAGAUAGAUCACCCCACUUAUUCACGAGUUCAUUCACAUUCAUUUUCCUGCGUUGCUUGAAAUGCAACUUCACAUGACGCACCAUUACUCGCACAUAAUUUUGGUGCAUUUCAUUUCAUCCCCUGAACUAGUCUUACCACUUAUUUCUACACGCGAGAGCCCGGAGCAUUCCCACUCACUGUGUGGGCAAAGCCUUUUAAGCUGAUGUGACGGUUACUUGUCUAUGGUGUAUGCAAAUUUCCGUUUUGUUGUGCCGUGCUGUGCUGGAACUAUGAAUAUGUACAAAAGCUUGAGAAUUCUCCGAAGCAUUAUUUGUCCGCACACACAUGCGCUGUUGGAGCGUUUAUCUUGGUUUGCUUGAAAAGCAAACCACGAGAGAAAUAUUAUUAAAUAGUUGACGGAAGAAAACGGCGUCC
Molecule: messenger RNA, 2520 nt
Organism: Dermacentor andersoni
Lineage: Eukaryota; Metazoa; Arthropoda; Arachnida; Ixodida; Ixodidae
Cellular component (GO): chitin-based extracellular matrix
Molecular function (GO): structural constituent of chitin-based larval cuticle
Source: RefSeq, a predicted model, not a curated record